Molecule: messenger RNA, 886 nt
Organism: Nematolebias whitei (Rio pearlfish)
Lineage: Eukaryota; Metazoa; Chordata; Actinopteri; Cyprinodontiformes; Rivulidae
Gene: mtres1
Product: mitochondrial transcription rescue factor 1
Exons: 4
Coding region: 37-750 (237 amino acids)
Source: RefSeq, a predicted model, not a curated record
UGUGCACCCAAAGAAGAGUCGACGAAGAACGGAGCUAUGAGAGGUUAUUCCUUAGUGGCGGGCUGGAGUGCCAGCGUUCAGAGUUUGGUGGUUCAGGUUCUCGCCAUGAGGCAGCUGGGACGACUGAACCCCCGUCACCUCCUGGCUGCUGGAUACGGGCAGAGAUGGACCGAGUGGUGUCCCAGAACCAUUCAUAUCCGGCAGCUGUGGGGCUGCUCGACCUUCUCUGCGCUGGGCGGUCACAGGACGGCUCUUCGAGGCAGAGACGCCGUCAAGACUUGGUCCGUCCAUCAUCUGAGGUUUAAAAGCAAGAAGAGCAGUGCUUCUAGAGCGACGCAGGAGGACGACGAAGAGGAGGAGGAAGAGGGCGACCAAGAGGAGAGCGAUUAUGAAGACGAAGACCCGAGUGUACCUAAAGGUUAUAAAGACAUAGAGAAAUCUGUGCCAUGUUUCCGCUAUGACGUCAUCUUAAAGUCUGGACUGGACAUGGCACGCAACAAAGUCGAGGACGCCUUCUACAGCAGCAGGCUGAGACUAAACGGACAGAAACUGAUCAAGAAAAGUAAAACGGUCAGAAUCGGGGACACCUUGGACUUUGUGGUGUCGGAGGAAAACGAGACCAAAAAAGUCAAGCUGAUGAGGAUCGUCGUCAAAAAGAUUUUAGUGGAAUCUGACAGAGAAAAGCAGAAAGUCUCCUUGAGACGGUGGAAAAACCUGGAGCUCUCCAAGGAUGAAGCUUUUAGGUCAUGAUCUUGUAACUGAUGGUAAUUUUAAGCGUCAGAAGACUGGAUUUAAACCAUCUUCAGCACGAUGGAUCCACAGAGGUUUACUGUUUUUAACUCAACCGUUGCAAACAAACAGUUAAAAGGGGAGAAACGUUUUAUUU